GAAAGGAGGGAACGUCUCAAUUGCUGUGUCAAAUUGAUGCGCAUUUGAGUGUUCUCCCCAGACGACUCUAUCGCAAUUGCAGCCGGUGUAGCCUAUCAACACGAACUGGGUGAGAAAGUUGGAGGGAAAAUGCAACUGGUUAUCAGACAGUUCCGGCCCAGUGAUGGAGAUGCCAUCAGAGCACUGUUUGCCGAUGGAAUUCAGGAGCACAUUAACCCCUCUUUCACUCACGCCAUGCGUCAGCCGCCUUACUUUGUGCUCACCCUCUUGUUGGGUGUAGCGGGGUACCUGCUGGGCGGCUGGCUCCUUGCCGCCUGCUUAGCUGCUGUUUGGCCUGGACUAGUUUACUGUUGCUGUUAUGAGUUGUACGCUGGAUUUGUCAGGGCAAGAUUGCGCACGGACAUGAGAGACAUUCAGAGAAGCUACCUCAGCGACCCCGACAACACUUUCCUCGUGGCGGAGGCAGAGGUGAACGGGCGGCCUCGGUGUAUGGGGAUGGUGGCAGUCGAGGGGAAAACCGAGACUGGAAGCGGGAGGCGAUACGGCGAGCUGUUCCGCAUGAUUGUGUCGUCGGAGUGUCGGCGCGCGGGUCUCGGGACCCGUCUGGCACACAGCGCCGUUGACUUCUGCAAAGAGCGCGGCUUCUUCAAGGUCGUGCUGGAGACGAGCUCCACACAGAGAAGUGCAGUGGCACUGUACUACAAGAUGGGCUUCAUGCUGACACACACUCACACCGACACAGAGGCACCGCAGUGGGUCACCAAACUCACCAAGGUCACCGUGCUGAGGAUGGAGAAAACCUUUUAAACUACCUCACCACUGUCACACUGCCGAGGAUGGAGAAAACCUUAAAACCUCACCUCUGUCACAUCGCUGAGGAUGGAGAAAGCCUUUUAAUCUCACUACUGCCCGACAAAUCAUGCACCCAUUGUGUCUUCAUUUACUGAUUUGAGGCAUGGGUGUAGCAGCAAAUUGUGGACCCUAUGUUUGUACAAUCAGCUUCAAUGGACCCCCCAGCCACAUAAAUGACACCGUUUGUGGGCCCCCUAAAUACAUGGGGCUGUACAUGGGGCUCUGAUAAAUCAGUCACACCCCUGCACCACACCCCUGAACCUCGCCGCUGCCGGUUAAAUUAUGCAGCCCAUUGUUUCUUUCCUCACUGAUUGAGGAGUAGGCUGGAAUAGGUGGCCCGUAGGCCUAAUAGUGCACUUAAUUAGUGAUCCCAGUGAAAGCCAGAUGUGUGAUUUUAGUCGUUUAUUUUCAAAAUGAAUGUUGCAUUCACAAAUGUUACUUCAGAACUUCAUAAUUAUGUAGGCCCUACAAACUAAUAAAGUUCUAUUUACUGGUUUCACCAAAGUGUAGAGACGGCUAUGUUUUGCAGCCAAAGUUGUUUAUUUGUUGGAUCUCCAUUCUUCCUGGGGUCCACUUAUUCAAUAAAAUCAGUCCAUCAAAGUUAUGUCAUUAAAAGUUGAAAAUUAAAUUAAACAAGGAAUCAAUAAAAUAUGUUACAGAAUAGCCUAUAUGCACAAAAUACAUUAAGUCAGUUACACAAUUUACAAUUAUUACAGCCUGUUAUUAAAUAAACCAUUGUAAGUAUAACUCUUUCAAAAAAAUACAUCAUAACUUAAACUUAAAACUGGCUUUAGAACUUAUUUCAGUGAUAAAAGUUGGCAUACUGUUCCAUUGCUCUGUAUCCCACUGUUCGCUAUAAUAGGCCAUUUGCCAUUUGGUAUUAACUCGGGGUACAAAUGUUCCUGUCAGUGCAGACCUUGUAUUAAAAAUAUGGAUGUUAGAAGUUUUACAGAAUCUGCUAUAUUGUUUCAGAGGGGUUUUAUUAUUUAAAAUGGCCUGUUUGAGGUCAACAAAGAGGACAUAAGUUUAUCCUCAACUUUUAGUCAGUGCAAAGAAGAGUGCAUAUGUGUGGUAGUAUGUAUAAGGCCAUACUAUGUUACAAUACUCCAUCUGACUCAGAACCAAGGCACUAAUCACUCUUUUCAUUAAUGCUCCGGUUUUCUCUGGCUGGUCAUUCAAAAUGGCGGACAUGGAGAAGACCUACCUAUUCAUAGCCUGGGAACACCCAUACUGCCUUACGUUCUACACAAAUCGUUUCAAUCUGAAAGACAAUCUCACUUGUGAUUAGGUCUGGUGGUGACCAGGCAAACCUAUUCAUAUAUGAAUAGUGUAAAUCAUACGAUAAAUAUUCAUGAAAAAUAUCAUAUUUGUGAAUGGCCAGCUCUCGCAUAGUAAUUCAUAGUAACUGUCAUUAUGUAUGGAAAUUCACAGUGCAUGUCGCCUACACCGCUACAAAAUAUUAAAAUAUAGGCCUAAUGCACCAUUAAAUAUAGUUUUACAAAUAUUGUAAAAUGGUGCAGAGGUUGUUCAUUAGAUGCUUUUCAGCGGUUUUAGCUGUUUACACAUUAUGUUGGCAUUUGCAGCUUCAGUAAACAAUUUUUAACUUAGGUCAAAGGUCAACAGCGUUGGCAUACCUCUCUGCCUGUAGGUUACUUGUUAAAAGCUCUGCUGCUUCAACAAAUCAAGGGUUCUCUCUCAGGUAAAACAAACAAACAAAAACAAAUAGAUGAAGCAUUCCAUUCACAAUAAUGCUACAGCAUCCACGAGCAAGAAUAGUUUUUUUAUUAUUAUUUUUUUUACUAAACUAAACAGUCACAAACAGAUCAUAAUGAACAAUAACAUUAAUGAACAUAUAAUUACACAUUAUUGUAAUUAACACAUUAUAACAGACAUACCUUUAAUUAUGUAAUCUAUGGAAACACAUCUCAUUGUUGACAAACCAGAUGAUACAGUAAGUAUAAGGACUGCAGAAAAAAUCAAAUGAAACUCCCUCUCACUGACCAAUGGUAUUUAAAUAUUUUUGUGAUGAAGACAUUUUAGGCAAAGGUUUCCAAGUUCACCAUUAUUGGCCAUUAGUGUGAGACAGAUAUGAUAUAAGAGGACAUGAGAGGGACAUAGAGCUGUGAUCAAACCCCUGAAUGGGGAGCUGUGACCAGAGAUGACCUCGAGUGCAUCUUAAUAUGCCACCUUGCCUCCUCCACUU
This is a messenger RNA of Engraulis encrasicolus (European anchovy), 3055 nucleotides long. It is a transcript of the gene nat8l2, whose product is annotated as N-acetyltransferase 8-like 2. Bases 130 to 807 code for a protein of 225 amino acids. NCBI's taxonomy places the organism in Eukaryota, Metazoa, Chordata, Actinopteri, Clupeiformes, Engraulidae. The record is from RefSeq and is a predicted model, not a curated record. Gene Ontology annotation, molecular function: N-acetyltransferase activity. The transcript has 2 exons.